Messenger RNA from Solanum stenotomum, 420 nucleotides. RefSeq lists its product as uncharacterized. The record is from RefSeq and is a predicted model, not a curated record. The transcript has a single exon. The coding region runs from base 1 to 420 and encodes 139 amino acids. NCBI's taxonomy places the organism in Eukaryota, Viridiplantae, Streptophyta, Magnoliopsida, Solanales, Solanaceae. Gene Ontology annotation, molecular function: protein binding.
AUGUUUAUAGCUCAAUCAAGAUCCACUCCACUUAGUUCAGAAAUCCAACAUGUAUUCACCAUCAGAAGAAGGAAAAUCAGUCAGAUUUGUAGAUAUAAUAAGUCUUGUUGCAAAGUUAAAGCUGUGAUUCAAAGUGGAAAUGAUAACAAGACAGUGAAAGAUGCAAACUUUAUGGAGAAAUCUAUGGAAGAGAGUAAUGGGUUGUUGGUAUCUUCUGGUAAAGGGAGAGAUGUGAAGGCAGUGAUAACUUUGAGGAAGAAGAUUAAGGAGAAGAUUAGUGAUAAGAUUGAAGAUCAAUGGGAGUCACUAAUGAAUGGGAUUGGAAGAGGAAUCUUGAUUCAGCUUAUUAGUCAAGAUAUUGAUCCUGGUUUGAUUUCAAAUCUAUGCAUAAAUGUUGCUUGUUCUGCUUUUUUUUUCUGA